This is a messenger RNA of Amoebophrya sp. A25, 249 nucleotides long. The record is from the annotation of a GenBank genome assembly. Lineage: Eukaryota; Dinophyceae; Syndiniales; Amoebophryaceae.
AUGCCCCGCACGAACGCAGCAGACCACGCGUCGAGCAGCCAUACCUUCGGGUUGACGAAGAAGACUCUCCUGAGGAGCAAGGUGGCCGAUCUAUAUCGCCGGAGGUGCGAUCUCCUGUGCGUCGCCGAUCUACUGCGUCGGACGAGAGAAGUCCUCGCGAAUCCGACAGAAGUCCACGUGAAGAGGAUGCUUUGGCACGUCCAGCCUUUCCCUUUCAGCAUCAGUUUCCAAGUCCUCGCGUCAUCGGAC